AUGGCCAUGGUAGCAGCCCUGCUUGUUCUUGCUGUGCUCACUGCAAGGUCAGCCUAUGCAGUGGAGCACGUGGUUGGGGGUAGCUCAGGAUGGAGCCAGGCAACGGAUUACUCCACUUGGGUAGCCUCACAAACAUUCACUGUUGGUGACACUCUCUGUAAGUUAGUUACACUUAUCAAUGUUCACUUCUUGGCCAAAGCGACUACACUAAAUGCAACGACAGGAAAUACCCUGCAGUCGUACUCUGGCGGCCGAACCACCAUCACCCUAGACAAACCUGGUCCAAUGUAUUCCAUUUGUCCCAGAUUUGGUCACUGCCAAGGAGGCAUGAAACUAGCAAUCAACAUCAUGAUUGCUAUGGGAUCGCCACCAGCCACCCCAUCUCCUCAUAGAACUCCACCCUCAACCCCUUCUAAAUCCCCACCACCAUCGAGUGGCAGUGCAGCUGGCACGGAUGACGAGAACUAUGUGAUCCGUGAUUGUCAGACUUAUGGCAUUGCGUUUAUAAAAUUCACGAAUGAAAUGAUGAUUGUGAGAUAA
Molecule: messenger RNA, 540 nt
Organism: Diospyros lotus (date-plum)
Lineage: Eukaryota; Viridiplantae; Streptophyta; Magnoliopsida; Ericales; Ebenaceae
Product: uclacyanin-3-like
Exons: 3
Coding region: 1-540 (179 amino acids)
Cellular component (GO): plasma membrane
Molecular function (GO): electron transfer activity
Source: RefSeq, a predicted model, not a curated record